AGCCCUUUCUCUCCCCCACCUCGAUUCUUCUCUGUCUGUAGGGUUUGUUGUUCUUUCUUCAUCCUUUUAGCCCUUCUUGUAUUUCCUUGCAGCAAGAUCAUCUUUCUCACCCUCUUUUUCUUUCUUCCUUCAAAUUCAGACCCCCGAUUUCAACUCCACUUCUUAUUUCGACUUCAACUAUAUCCACCAUUGAAUUCCCGUCAAUUCGCCGCCUUCCACUUCUCUUUCUUCUCCAGAAUCGCCCACUUCAUGGGAUUCAGUCCGUCGUAGUUAUCAUCGAUCGAUCUGUCUUACCCAUUCUUUUUUUCUUUCUGAUUAGUUAGAUCAAGCGAUUCUUCAUCUCAUGUUAAUCCUGGCUCUUAAUGGACGGUAAAAUGAUAUAUUAAAGGUGAGGUUUUGCAUUUCUUUAGUCUCCGGAGUUUUAUUCCGAAACUAGAUUCAAGGAUUUGCAUGUGUUUCUUAAAAGCUAUGUAGCCGUUUGAUCAUUUCAGAUAUAACGUUUGAUCUGCGUUUAGGAACUACUAGAAUGGAUUUCGAUAUAUAUUUUGAUUGACCAUCCAUCUAUAUAUAGUUGUUGCUGUUUGAUUGUUUAUAGUCCAGAUCUGAACCUCGAAUGGACUCAUCAAAAUGGCAGCAUGUAUCGCGGCUUAUACGCAGAACCAAGUUGAAUUCAAUUACUUGCAAAUGUGUUGGUCUGAUAGUAUUUGGGUUAUUAGUGAGAGCUCUUUUUAUGUCCUCUUUCACUGGCCUUGAUUGGAAUGUUAUUAGUAAGAGCUUAUUGAAUGAAUCGUCUGGUGGAAUCGAUAGAAUCAAGUUCUUGGAGGUUCCUCAAAUAGCAUGGGGAUUAAACAAUCAGAAGAUUGCUUUUGUAAGAGCUUGCCUUACUGCAAGAAUGUUGAAUCGAACUCUUCUUAUGCCUAGUUUAAGUGCUUCUCUGUUUUACAAGGAAGUGGAUCUUUUACAGCCUAUUCCAUUCGACAAAGUGUUUGAUUUCGAUAGGUUUAAUUCACUCUGUGAGGGUUUUGUUCAAUUGUCUCGCUUCCCUAACCGAACAAUGAAUGUAACCGAGCUUCACAAAGGGAGUGGGAGAAAAUGGACUGUUGAGAAAGAUUUGGAUCAAUUGAGGCAGUUUAGUAAAGAACCUUACGACAGCCAUGAUGUGGUUAGGAUUGUUGGGAAGAAUCCAUUUCUUUGGCAUGACCAUUGGGCGGUUAAAGACUAUGCGAAGGUCUUUCAGUGCUUAUUCUUUGUGGAGGAGAUAUCGAAAGAAGCUGAUAGUGUUGUGUCGAAAAUCAGAGAGAUGGGAAGAGGGUCACUUGAGACUGGUCUAGUUCCUUAUGUGGCUGUUCAUAUGAGAAUAGAGAAAGACUGGAUGAUUCACUGUAAGAAACUAGAACAGAGAUCUAAUAUAACUGAAAUUUGCAGCAGCAAAGAGGAGAUUAUGGAGAGAGUUAGCAACAUUGCAGGCCUGAAAGCUCCAGUAGUAAUUUACCUCGCAAUUGCUGAUAGCCUUCUCGAAGAUAAAUCAAUUUUGAAUGGUUGGAAAAAAGGUCUGAUUCCUUUUGAAAAGAAGAAAUUGGGAGUUCUGGAGAUUUACAAGAACAAGCCAUAUCUCAUCCAGUCAGCAAUUGACUAUGAAGUUUGCUCGAGGGCUGAUGUAUUUGUGGGGAAUAGUUUUUCUACAUUUUCAAGUCUUAUAGUCCUCGAGAGAACCUUGAAAAUGAUGAAGAUGGGUGUGACAAGUUCGUGUGAAUCGAAUGUAAGAUGGCCUUCUUAUGCUUAUAACAUUCGCGGAGAAUCUAAUGGCCCUCAUGUAUGGAUGACAAAUAUGUCAGCCUCCAGCUUACAGGCUAUUAGUUACGGUUCAAAUCACAUUUCUUGCAGAUCCAUACCGUUGUGAAUAUGGUAAAUCUUUGUCUCUUGCUUCUCAAACAUGUAUACGGAUCAUCCAUAGAAAUUUGUUUUUGUAUUUCCAUGAUUCUUUAUUGAAAGAACAGUUAGUCACAUGAUAGGUAUAUUUUUUGUAAUUCUGAAAUUCACACUCAUAUUUAAUUCUAAGGUUGUAUUCAUUGU
Molecule: messenger RNA, 2073 nt
Organism: Impatiens glandulifera
Lineage: Eukaryota; Viridiplantae; Streptophyta; Magnoliopsida; Ericales; Balsaminaceae
Product: O-fucosyltransferase 23
Exons: 1
Coding region: 614-1900 (428 amino acids)
Biological process (GO): pollen-pistil interaction
Source: RefSeq, a predicted model, not a curated record